Messenger RNA from Heterotrigona itama, 1377 nucleotides. The record is from the annotation of a GenBank genome assembly. Lineage: Eukaryota; Metazoa; Arthropoda; Insecta; Hymenoptera; Apidae.
AUGAGAUCAUGUUUCCUAUGGUUAUUUCCGGUGUUUGUUGCAACUACUCUCGUUAAAAUGGAAAGGUACAUAAUCAUAAACAUCAUCAUACUUACUUAAUCUGAGGUUUAAUAGAGCGAUUUAAAUGAUAUUACUAUUAAUCAAUAAUCUGAAACUAAAAUUAAUAUCAAUUCUUUUUAAACGUAUGCCGUCCGUUUGCUUAUUGUUGUGAAUGUUAGGGUGAUGGCUGUCAAUAAUGUCAAACAUGAACAAAACAUUGGCACGGUAUUAUUUGAGAAAAGCGACGCUACUAAACAUUGCUGGACUACGGAGGAAUUUAUUAUUUUGAAUAGUCGACGAAUGUUUCAAGAUCUGUUACCCAAGGUGAAAGUCCUAAAUUAUGAGAACGACCGAUACAUCGCACUGCUGAUGGAUUACUUUCACCUUUGUUUGGAGAGCGUGCGUAAGCUGUCGAUAGGAAAAACGAAGCAUCUGAUGCUGAAAGCCCUGGCGGACACAAUGGGCGGCUACUUGCAGGUUUACAUUCUACCCCUCACCAGGCAUUCCUAUUACGCGGGCAACAUAAAGUAUCGAAACGCUCGAAAAUUGUUCGAACUGUACGAACAAUUGAAAGUCUUCUUACGAAGUAACGGCGCUGGCUGGUUGAAUCCCUCGAAAGAGACAAAAUGGACGAAAAUUUCACCGAUCGUGAUCACGUUGCCGAGAACCUCGAUCGCGUGCGACGGCAUUAUUACUUACUCUGCAUGUAAGAAUAUGACUACUGCCUUUCGCAAAGUAUUCAUAGUAUCGCGUUACCUUUUAAGAAGAACACGUUGCAGUCUCUGUACAGUGAACGAUCGAUUUUUGCAUUGGUUAAAUAUUACAUAGCUAGCGUGAAGUGCAUCGUUUCAAAGUCGAAGGCAAAAACCGAGCUGGAGACAUUUAAUCAGGAGUUUUACAAUUGGCUGCAGCAAUCCGCGCUGGAACCGGCCCCGCGAAAGGAGGAAAAAGCGGAACUUAUCAAGUGAUGCCCAAAAUAGGCGCGGGAUCAACUGUUGAACCCGAGGAAGCUGUACUGCCUCUGUACAAAGAAGAGGAAGCAGGAGUCACGCUGGGAACGACGGAAUUAAUAUCGAUUGCAGUGGUGAGCGCGUUGCUAGUCUGGUUACUGGUGGGCUUGAGCGUGGUCUGUUAUAGAUUCCUUAUGAAACACACGGACGAGUCUGUCCCCUGUGAAUCGCAGGAUCCUCCAAAGUUUAUUACAGUUCGGAUGGUUCGUUAACCACGAAUACCGAGAGUCCUCGCAAACCAAGACAAUAAAGGAUUACAAGUUCUCAUUUACCUUUUAACAUCGGUAUAUGUUUUUAGUAUAUGCGAUAAAUACACCUACAAAUAAAA